AUGGAUGCAUCUUGGUAUGGUGGAAAGCAAAAUACCGCACACCCUGCAUGGUAUUGCGGUAGAAUACGGCUGACUUACAACUAUUCGCAUCAAUGCUAUUGUGGUUUGGAAAAUCAGGAGUCUACUGGUGCAACAUCGGCGAAAGUGACUGCGAAAUGUGACUGCCAUAAUGCUAGCCGCUACCAACGCAAUGUACACUGUCAUUCUGGAGAAAUGCAAGCGUACUUGUCUACGCAUACUGAUCUUAUUUCUCCUCGACUCUCCCUUGAUAAGACUCCUACAAAAUCCGGCGCAAGCGGAGUAUCCUCAAGCAUGCCAUCCGAAGGAGCGCCGUACUCGAUCGUGUCAAAAUGUGCUGCGGAGUUUUUUGCUCUAAUGGCUUUUGUACUUGUUGGAUCACUGCAAGCAGUGACGACAUAUGAUGGGGUUCUACAUGCUGCCUUUUGCCAUGGUAUUGCAAUAGUUGUGCUUGUAGCAAUCUUUGCUCAUAUAAGCGGUGGUCAUGUCAAUCCGGCUGUGACACUCGGAGUGGCUGUUGCUGGAAAAAUGCCACCGAUUGAAGCUAUUUUUUACGUCGUAGCACAAUUGCUUGGUGGUCUACUUGGCUCUUUCAUAGUCCGAGCGAUUUUGAAUUUCAACCAGUAUGUAACGAUACAGGGGGGUGCAACACUUUGCGGAGUCGGUGUAGCAUGGUACCAGGGUUUGAUAGCCGAGAUAUUCACCACCUCAUUUUUGGUUUUGGCUGUUCUACUCUCUGCCGCGGACGAAAAGAGUGUAAUUGCACCAAUAGUGAUCGGAUUCACUGUAUUAUUCGAUAUAAUAGCAGUAGGAUCAAUUUCCGGCGCUUCGAUGAAUCCUGCGCGUUCAUUCGGCCCAAAUGUCGUUGCAUCCAUAUUCAUAUCAGACCAACUGAUAGAAAGAUUCUGGUCACAGCAUUGGAUUUACUAUGCUGGACCGAUCAUUGGAGCACUCAUGGCCGCUGGACUUUACAGGGUCUUCUUUGCACGGGAGAAUCGACUUGUGAAAUAAGAAUGCUAGUUUCUGUAUGAAUGAAUUUUACUCAAAGACUCUGUUUCCAACUAAUGUUAGCUCAAAGAAUUCGAGUUGAUUCUAUUCAUUCUUGGCCACGGCGUACACUAUUGACUGGAUAAACUUACUAGCCCUCCUUUCAACGAAAAAUGCAUUUUCAUAUAAAAUAAGACCAAAAUUUGUGCGCUCAAAUUAAGGAGACUUUCGUUUUGUUAGACAAUAUGUGCAUUCAAUUCUUCUGCCUGGCCUCCAUUCAUAUUUUUGUU
This is a messenger RNA of Cylicocyclus nassatus, 1295 nucleotides long. The record is from the annotation of a GenBank genome assembly. NCBI's taxonomy places the organism in Eukaryota, Metazoa, Nematoda, Chromadorea, Rhabditida, Strongylidae.